AGCAUCAAGUACAUCAUGUAUGUCAUGUAUUGUGCAGACUUCGGCCGAUCAACAGAGAGGAAUCAGCUGAUUGGCAAUUUUGCGAAAGGGGUAGUCUACGAAGUUGCGACGGAUUGGUUUGUUUUGAUCGAUCUCACGAGUGCUCCGCUGGUCGGCUUUAGGCUUUGCUCCGACUCAUUCCCUCUCAAUCGAGGUGUUGCGAGGGCUCACAGGUUUAACCAAGUCACCAUGGCUGUGUUCACUUUGGAAAGAAUCUCAACCCUUGGAAGGUUUUACAUUUAUGCAAUUCAUGGAUAUGCCACAGAAGUAAUGUUCACUGCAUUAUGGGAGUUUGUUGUCAAUAUGAACUGGAAAUUUCCCGGAAAUACAAGUAUUUGGUCGUUCCCCAUCUAUGGACUGUCUGGCCUUGUUUUUGAGUAUCUGUACCUUUGCAUGAGCAGCAGAGGAAUCCCAUUGCCUUUGAGAGCUUUGGUGUACACACUUUGGACCUAUUGUUGGGAAUUUGGUACAGGCUUCAUUCUUAAGCAGUUUGGAGCUUGUCCAUGGGAUUAUACACCUUUCCAUGGAGAUUUUAUGGGCAUCGUUACUUUGGAAUAUGCUCCACUGUGGUAUCUCGGAGCCAUUGUGAAUGAGAAACUGGUGAUGUACUAUUCAAGAAGAAUCUUCUUUGGCCCUCCUAUGGAGGAGAUGAAAGAAACGUCAGUCAAGCAGGACUCAAAAUUGAUUAUCAAUGGAGCUGCUGGUGAUGUUGAGAAAAAAGCAGAAUAAUGCACUCUUGUACAUGACUUUAAAAUAAUAAAACCGAAAAAGCUGAACUUACUUGGAUCUUGUAAGACUCAAUUAAGGCUGAUAUAACACAGGUAUGACCUCCUCUUAAGUUUUUAAGUUGGCAAAUGAAAUGGUGAUGUUUUAAGAAAGCAGUGGCUAAUUGUAGGCCUAUUAUUCAGAAGACUAACUUCUAAGAAUACUUGACAUUGUUCAAAAAGCAAACUGUCCCCUCUGAAAGAGCAUUCUUGUCUUCCUUGCUACAGUUCUUUUAUGCAGAUAAAUACAGCAAGGAAAAAUAAGUAGUUUAUUGUGAGGUUAAUGCUACAAGUUGUACGACAAUGGUUUGAUGUUGCAGUGUGAACAAAAGAUAUCAAUUUUAAAAUAUUUUUUAUUGUACUUACUUUGAUGGCGAUGAAAGUGGGUUGGAGUGAUGAAAAAUAAGAAAUGUCAGGAAAAGAACUUGUGGUUUUUUUCAUGUUUUCAGGUGGUCUUCACAAUAAGCUGCUGAUUCUGCCUGUUCAGUAGAUCUAGAUACUGAGUGCAUUGUCUUUGAUGAGAAUUUUUGCAUUGAGAUUUUCAAACUUUGACUGUCAUGUCGUAGAAGAUAUGAAAUGAUAGUUGAAAGCUGAGUAAGUGUAACAGUGUUACGCUUUCAACUCUCUCCGAAACAGAUACUAAAUCUGGUGAAUAAGUGCUUUCGUAUUGAUAUUAUUUAGAUGUUGUGACCCUGGAAAAGGGUAAUCUUAUAUUUGUUUGAUUAUUUGAGGGGGGGGGGGGGUGGCAAGUUAGAUAAUGAGUACAUUUUGAGACUUGAAAAGAAAACGAAACCCCCCUGUGUAUUUAUUCAUGCAUUAGACUACAAAUCUUGACAUUACAAAUAUUAUGACAAAUUAAUGACGUAAAAUUGUAUUGUUUUAAACUAUGUGAGGUUUGCAUACUUUUUAAGAGACUGGUCUUUUACAGCUUAUGUGAUAAAUGUGGUAGAUACCGACAACUGAAAUUGCUUGUCUUUCAUUUUUGACAAUAGAGCAGUGGUUGUGGUCCGGGCAUAGGCUCCUGAGAGACAAUACUUCACAGCUUUUGCCGUUAGAUUAUGAUAACAAAUCUGGAGUCCUUUUAGAAUUGUGAUAAUGUACGGUAAACCUUUGUAAAAAUGCUAGGGCCAUUAAAAAAAUAUUUUAUUGUUUGACAUUCCCCCCCCUAACAUUUUUUAAAUAGAAGUAAUUUUUAACUCUUUAAACCCUGAGUUUUUUCCACCAUUUCCUGGAGUUUUUUCUACAGUCACCUAAACCUGGUGCACUAUGUCUCAUUAUAACCCCCAAAGCUUGCCUCCAAAUUCUAAAUUGCGGAAACAAAGGCUUAGUCCUUACUAAAAAACUUGGAUCGGGAAUAGUUCUGAAAAACAAGAAGAAACCAUCACUAAAUUAAACGAAACAGUUGUCACUAGUAAUGGACGCUCCCAGCGUCCGACGGGGAACAGGGUUAUUACUGCCGGAUGCUCCCAGUGUUCGAUGGGGUUUAAAGAGUUUGGGUGUUUGAAUUUGCAGAGCUGUGUUUUUGAAAUCCAUUGAAGGAACGACAACUUUUUAAAAAGGAAGUUGUUGAAAUCAGUAUUGUUUGUUGCAUUUAGCUGAUAAUAAUGUGAAUGCCAUUGUAGCUUUCUUAUUGUUAUUUAUUUUAAGCAACGAUUUUAAUGACACCUUUAUCUUGGGUUGAAUAAUAAAAUUUGUGUUACUAACAUGAAUUGUCAUUAAAAAAACAGAUAUUACAUAAAAUCAAUCUAAUUUAUAAUGAUGCCUUAAUUUUUGUGAAAUACUGUUUGCUUUGCAAGUGAAAUUGUUUUUGUGUUCUUGAACAAAAUGAAACAUUUUGACUAGUCUUUAGACUCCUUCAUUUACAUUGGUUUUGCAUUUGGUUAGAAUCCUAGCCAAAUUUUUUUGCCUCUAUAACAAGAGAUCCAUUAAUUUUGGUGAAGAAAACACCCGGAUGGCUGUUUAAAUGGGUGAAAGGAAAUAUGUGAGGUUAGACAGCUCUUGCUGUUCUUCCAGCCGACAGAGCAACCAAAUUAUCUCUUACGUGUUGGAGAGUGAGAGUAUAAGUUAUGAAAUGACAUAUAAUUGUAAUACAUUAUUAUUACAUUUCCUAUUUGGACUUUUUAUCUAAAUGCUCUUUUCAUCUCAGAAGUUUACUGCUGCACCCUUUCUGAUCUGUGUCUGUAUAAAUAAAAGAGCAUGUUGGCCAACACCCCUACAUCUCCCUGCAUAUCUACGAUCUACGGUCUUCUUUACUUAAACUAGCUAAAAGUUUUUGUUCAUUUGCCUCACUCUGUUUUCUGACUUUACUUUCUUAGGCUUUAAACCUCUUCUCAGUCUCAGAGGACAACAAUGACAGUCUUCAGCCAUCUUCACAGCAAGGCAUUCCUUUCUAAUUCAUUCCCAUUUCGUCACGGCCAUUUGAUGUCUGGCUUUUGGUUGUCCCUUCAAGUGUCAUUAGGUCUGCUGUUUCUAUCUAUCUUUCCCUGUUGCAUUCCUUUUAUCUCGCUGAUAAAACUUGACAAAUUGUUGAUACACAGAAUUACCUGAUCAACCAAUUAUAAUUAAAUAUCAAUAUCAAUACGGGUAUUUUAUCGAUACAUUUUGCUGUUUUAGCAAAAAUUCUUGUAUACACCCAUCUUUUAAAAUUCCAUUGCCAAAUCAAAGAAACAUUAAGUAGGGUCAAGAAAUUAUUACACUUAAGUUCCAUGAAAAAGAGUUGAUUUAUAACAGUUUGUGACCAAGUCAUUCACGCUAGGAGAAUUUGUCCUUCGUAUGCGUCUGCUUUUUUGUGACCAUGGUUCACCAUAUUUUACAGAGGUCUUUCCGAAUGAUUUAAUAAUUCUAACAGAAUGCUGAACUCUGUAAAUACAGUAGUCAAAUGUCUUUUUUUAAAGAAUAUUUAUUGUAUCCUUUUUACUUUCAGCUUGUAUUUAAAUUUGUUGUGGCUUUGUCUUAGUCUUAGCACAGUUGACACUUCUUAUAGACUUGAUGAUGUGAUAACUUGCAUUGUCAUCGGAUAAUGUAGCCUAUCUUUCACAGUUCUUCAAUAAUUGUAGCUCAUUUUGUCUUUUACACUUAUGAUACUCAAAAUGCACACAUUGUUUAAAAUUUUCCCUAUAGUAAUUCAAAUCAUCUUUAAGUCCUGCAUUCUUUUAAUACAUGUGUUAUGUGUUCCAAUGGCGAUAUCUUGUUGAAGAACUUGUUUUUUGGGGGGUUUUUUUUGUUCAUUUAGAAGUGACAUGGAAUUGCAGACAGUAAUAUAUUGUAAUUCCAUGAACUGGCAUCUUGAUAACCGUGAGUGUCGUGAAAUUGCCACAGCCUAACAGUCCCCUCUGUUGAGUCUCAGUCUGUAAGAAUAUAAAAAGUAUUCAGGAUCGGUGCAGCUCUUUUCAAUUCUUUCUAGCAUUUGCUUUGUUGUGGUAUAAAUGUGCUACAAAUUGUGUGCGUCGUUGUUGUAAUCACUAUUGAAUAGGUGGUGCUCAAAAAAUGUCAGCUGUUUCUUUUCAAAUCUUUCAUAUUUCGUCAUGGUGAAUGUUGAGAUUUGCAGUCAAAGAUGCAAAGUAAUCUUUGCUGUGACAUGUGAUGCUUUUGUUUUUUCGGUUUUGUAGUAAUUGUUUUGACCUUGCAGAGUAGCAUUUUGUUUUACUCACGGGUUUAUAUAUUCCUCUUUUACUCGAAGAACUUGCAUUUACACAUAUAUGAACUUUGUUUCGACAAUCAUAUUGUUAAAGUUAAAUGAAAAAGUCAAUAUCUCAAACAAAAAUGAACAUGACAUUGCUCUAAUUUUAAAAGGCGGUUUCAAUAUUAUUAUUGGAGUGCUUAUAUUGGCAACAUGUAGCCCCAACAAGAACCCCCCCCCCCCCCCCCAACUUUAUUUAGACUACCCUUUCAUCGCGAUGAUAAAUGAUCUUUAAAAUUGAAGAGUUAGUUUUGCUUUCCCAAUUUGUCAUUAUUUGUGAUUUGUCCUUCAGUUUAAUCUUAUCUACGUGCUCAACAACAGUAUACCAGUGUUUAUAUUAUAAUUAUUUAAUAUUAACAUAUUUUUUUUGGGAAAAAAAUUUGCUGAAACCGGAUUAUCAGAAAAGACGUAAAAGGACACCAGGGAAUUUCAGUUAAAUGGGGGCAUAAUCCUCAUUGACCUAUGACCGUGAUGUGGUGGAUCAAGUUCAAGAUUGAUGCUGCAAUUGCAAUAUGUUGAGACUUCAUUCUACUCACUUUGCCGAGUUCAACAUUCAGUAGGCUAGGCCCAGAUCUAUAUUCCUAUACUGCAUCUUUCUCUUGUUAACUCUUUGUCUCUGGACUUUGCAUUAAUAUACCAAUGUAUAAAUUAUAAACCAUGAUAAAUACUCUAAAAAAUAGACGUAAGAACCCCUGUGUAUUUCUGUUAAAAUUGAUGGGGCCCACAUAUGACUAACUCUGUCUUUUUGUUUCGUUAGAUCCAUUUCUAUGUGAUCUGUUGAGACUUUCUUUCAAUUCACUUCAUCGCAUUUGGCAUUCAGUAGGUCUGGAAUCUUCUAGAUUCCUUUCGGCAACACCGUUGCAAAGAGGAUAGGACAAUGCAAACUAAAUCUAGAUUAGACACAGUGACAACCUGCAAGCUUUGCAUGGUCAGAGGGGUGAGACGUUUAAAUGUGGAUGAGAGUAGCCCAAAUAAGCUUACCUGGGGGUAGUGGCCUUAUCUGGGCUACAUACAGCCCAAAUUAGGUCACCUUAUUAUUAGACACAUUAAUUUUGGGCUUCUCUUUUUAGAUGUCAAAAGGCAGUAUUCUCAUCAAUAAAGCAAACUGGUACAGAUGAAUAGCACAUUAUUGAUAUUUCUAUCUUUUGCCUCUCAUGUCAAAUGUAUGAGUAUUGUGUAUGGGAAAUUGUUUUAUGUCAUCUGUCAUUUUUAUUUAUUUAUAUUUUGGAAGAGACUCCCACUCGUGUGUAUGCGUGAGUGGUGGGGGAGUUUAUGCUGCUCAAAGAUGUAUGAUAAGAAAAUCAAUGAAGAAACCUGAACUUAGUGCACGUGAAAUCUCAAACAUCUGUUGUGGUUUUGGGUGUGAAUGGUCUGAACAAAUACAGUCUAUGACUUGGACAUGGUUCUAGUAGUUAAAUUCCUGUGGAUGUUAUUGGCGAUGUACUGUAUGCAUUUUGAAAAUGGUCAUUGGCAAGCACAACUUCAUCAUUUAUUUAUAGCAGGGGUUCCUAACAAUAAAAUUAUUCCACAAGUCAUUUGAUCUAUAUAUAUCAUAUUUUGAUUGGACAAAUUUUUCUUUAGAGCUCACUGCUUGAUAGGCUCAAGCAUUCUUAAAUCUGGAUUGACCAUUUUUGUUGCUGAAUUUUUAAAGCUUUUUGUAAUUUUGAUUGUCCAAUAGCUGCUUCUUAUAAAACUCUUUAAAAGAACAUUUCUUUUGCAUCCUGUCAGUCAGUUACCUACCUUUUAUUUUGGUUUGUAUUUCAUAUUUUUUAAUAUUUUGUUUUAUUAGCACUUCAAUUUCACAUAAUAUAAUAAAAUGUACUCAUGUAUGGACACAGAUUAUAGGGAAAGUUUGAUGAUAAUCUUUUAAUAUGUAGGCCUAUUUUGACUGAUUGUGCAAACUUGAUCAUUUUACAUUUUCGUCGUACAAAAAAAGGAUAAUUUUUUUUGCAUACAUCCUCUCAUAACAAUUUUAUUUAAAACUUUUUAGACGGUAUUAUGGGCUGUUCAUUGGAAAUUAAAUUUGCUGGAAUUAUAUAAUUUUGGGAAGAUUGUGAAAAUGAAGAAUAUUUCCCUCUAAUGGAAUAGUAGCACUUGGUGUUGAUUUGAUAAUAGUGUAGGUCUAGAAUUUUUUUUUUUAAAAUACAAUUAGUAUGAUUGAGGAGAUUUUCAUGUUUAUGCUUCGUAUCAUGUAUUGGUUAGUACUGCACCAAGACUUUUGAUGGUAAAGAAAAAACCAACAAGAAUGAAGCUGAGAAAAGAUGAGUUGUGUUGAUGAUUGUCAGUAUUCAAGAAUCAAGGCGACGAGACAGAAUGAGUGAAGUCUGAAAGCAUUGUUGAUACUACUGUGUUAGUAUACAUGAUACUUUGCAAUGAUAAUCACAUCGUCGAGAUUUUCAGGUAAACACAUGAUGUUAUAUUCUGUAUUGAAUAUAAUGUAAAUUGUGGUGUUCUCACGAAUUGUGUCACAUUCUAGUAUUUUAUUUAUUUUGUGCCAUGGUUUUGCUCUGAAAUUGCAAUGCUAAAUGAUGGAUCUGGUAGAGUUACACAUGGUCAUGUUUUUCUUCGAUUUUUGUCAUGCUUUCCUGAAGUUUUGAUUUUUAUACACAAAUAUUUUUUAAAAUCAUGUCUCAAUGUUUCACUCCUCAUUAUAUUGCUUUUUAGGGUUUUUGUUGUUUUUGUUGUUUGUUCACUUAUUUCUUUCAGUGAAAAGUUGAAAGAGUUUUGGGAUUUGGGCAGAAAUAUACUUGUAAAUCUCAGUCAGUAAUUUUUUGUUUUUUCUUUGCGGACUUUUAUCCAUUAUACAAAUAAAGUGACCAAGUUGUGUACAAGGAUCUGUUUUCAGUGUUUAAUGUAUAUGCAUCUGUUUUUUUGAGGGGUAAAGUUUUGGAUGCUUUCAUAUUUUUUGUUUUGUUAUAAAGGACUAGAACAAAGUGUCGAGAGAUAGGCCUAUUUUUUUAACCUGGUUAUAUACAAUUUGAUCCUUCAUUGAUGUAUGGUUGAUGCUUUCCAACGAAUUAUGAUGUGGACGCCAACUGAGAAAUAUCUAUGUUCAAAAUAACAUUUGGGAGAACUGAAAGAUUAAAUAUGAAAUUAAAAAUCUGAAUGUGACAUAGUGAGAGGCGCAGAGGUGGCUCAAUGUCUCAAACCAACAAUUCAAUAGAGGCCUGAUGAAGUGACAUGAGAAGGAAACGAUUCAUUUUUGUUCAUUAAAGUCGUGUUCAUUC
Molecule: messenger RNA, 7709 nt
Organism: Aplysia californica (California sea hare)
Lineage: Eukaryota; Metazoa; Mollusca; Gastropoda; Aplysiida; Aplysiidae
Product: transmembrane protein 229B
Exons: 3
Coding region: 16-768 (250 amino acids)
Source: RefSeq, a predicted model, not a curated record